Triticum dicoccoides is the source of this 1961-nucleotide messenger RNA. Its product is annotated as general transcription factor IIH subunit 2-like. The transcript has 4 exons. Gene Ontology annotation, molecular function: zinc ion binding. The record is from RefSeq and is a predicted model, not a curated record. Gene Ontology annotation, cellular component: transcription factor TFIIH holo complex; transcription factor TFIIH core complex. Lineage: Eukaryota; Viridiplantae; Streptophyta; Magnoliopsida; Poales; Poaceae. Gene Ontology annotation, biological process: regulation of transcription by RNA polymerase II; nucleotide-excision repair; DNA-templated transcription. The coding region runs from base 340 to 1632 and encodes 430 amino acids.
GCGGCGGCUAGGGAUUGACCGCACGCUUUCUCUGCCAGACCACGGCGGCGGCCGAGCCUCGAGCACCCUGUCAGUCCGGCGACGUUCCUCCCCCGCCGCCCGCCGGUGCGUGUCCCGCCGCCGGCCCCCUCUCGCCUCCCCCAUCUCCGUUCCGAACCCCGAGUCCCGAGCGUCCCGCCUGACCCCAAACGCCGAGACAGCUCAUAAAGGUCAAGAAAAGGCCCCCACAAAAGGCCCAGGAGCCCCAAACCCAAACACAGGCCCAUCAUCUCCUGGUCCCGACCUCGCACUCCCCAUCCCAGCAUCCAACUCCAGCUCCACCUCGCCGCCGCCCCCACCAUGUACGGCGUCGGCGUCGGCGGCGGCGGAGGCGGGUUCAACGCGCCGUCCACGGCCUCCGGGCGGCGCAAAAACCAGGAGGACGACGACGACGAGGAGGAGGAGGAGACCGGCGACGGCCGCGUCCUCGAGGCGUGGGAGCGCGCCUACGCCGACGACCGCUCGUGGGAGGCGCUGCAGGAGGACGAGUCCGGCCUGCUCCGCCCCAUCGACACCAAGAACCUCGUCCACUCGCAGUACCGCCGCCGCCUCCUGCUCCGCUCCGCGGCCGCCGCGGCCCGCAUCCAGAAGGGCCUCAUCCGCUACCUCUACAUCGUCAUCGACCUCUCCAAGGCAGCUUCAGAAAUGGAUUAUCGCCCUAGUCGAAUGGCUGUUGUUGCUAAGUGUGCUGAGGCAUUCAUAAGGGAAUUCUUCGAUCAGAAUCCCUUGAGCCAUGUUGGGUUAGUGACAAUUAAAGAUGGCAUUUCUCAUCGACUUACGGAGAUUGGAGGGAGUCCAGAGUCACAGAUUAACGCAUUGAUGGGCAAGCUUGAGUGUUCUGGUGAUUCAUCUCUGCAGAAUGCUCUAGAACUUGUCAAUGGUUACUUGAACCAGAUUCCUUCCUAUGGUCACAAGGAAGUAUUAUUUUUGUACUCCGCACUGAAUACAUGUGAUCCUGGUGAUAUCAUGGAGACAAUAGAAAAAUGCAAGAAAUCCAAAGUUAGAUGUUCGGUUAUUGGGCUUGCUGCAGAAAUUUUCAUUUGCAAGCAUCUCUGUGAAGAGACUGGUGGAUCAUAUACGGUUGCACUAGACGAGUCCCACUUCAAGGAAUUGCUGCUUGAACAUGCUCCUCCACCACCUGCCAUUGCAGAGUAUGCUGCAGCUAAUUUGAUUAAGAUGGGUUUUCCACAGAGGGGAGCAGAGGAUCUUAUCUCCAUCUGCUCUUGUCAUAAGAAAAUUAAAUCUGGUGCUGAAGGUUACAUAUGUCCCAGAUGCAAAGUUAAUGUCUGUGAGCUUCCGACGGAGUGCCGAACAUGUGGUCUAACACUUGUUAGUUCUCCACAUCUGGCACGAUCCUAUCACCAUCUCUUCCCUGUAGCGCCAUUUGAUGAGGUGACGUUCAAAUUAGGUCAAAAGGGAGGACAAAAUUGUUUUGGCUGCCAGCAGAGUCUCAUUAACACCGGUGGCCAGUCUAAUAUCCAUGUCUGCUGUCCAAAAUGCAAGCACCACUUCUGCUUCGACUGUGAUAUUUACAUCCAUGAGAGCUUGCAUAACUGCCCCGGUUGCGAGAGUCAGUGCAGUUCAUCUCGGUAGAGACGCCGCCAUCAUGUGCAUUGUUCAGGUGUUGAUCCUUUUUUUUGAGUCGGAGCUACGCAUUGUUGUAAGCUUUCUGGUGCCCUGACGUUGAUGACAGUAUUGCUGGACAAUCGAACGGUGUACAGAUAACACCUGGCAUCCUUUUGUUGGCACCUCUUGUUAGAUUGUGCUAGCUAGUUAAGCUAUUGAUGCAGUUAGAGGUGGAGGUGCUGAGAGUAGAGCGUUGCGUUGAGAAGAGACUUGAGGAAUGUACGACGUGAAGAAUGGAAACCUGGUAGCUCUUGCUGUUUUUUCUGAAGCAAGAUCAAUAUAUGUUAUUUUCUUCA